UUAUAUUUCAUUCAACUAUAAUCAUUUCUUUUUAUUGCUUCAUUCAUGCUUUGUUGCACAAUGUUCAAUGAAACUGAUGUGCGACAAUGCCCCUUUCUCAAAAAUAAUAUAUUCUAAAUCUAUUUUAUAUAGAUUUGUGUUCAAUUUGUAUUGCUUUAUACAGUGUCAGUUUAAAGAGUACCUCUAUGAUGAUUGUUAUAUACAUGGAACUCAUUUAUGUAAAGAAAACAUAUCAACAAAUGAACAGAUUCUCAUUUUUCAUAUGCCUCCAUGUAGAUAUUGUAAAAUACAUGAACCUCAUCUAUAUAGCAGAACACAUCAAUAUAUGAACACAUUCUCAUUAUUCAUGUAUAUUACAGACAAGGUGCCUCCAUGUAGAGAUUGUUAUAUACAUGAACCUCAUCUAUAUAGCAGAACACAUCAAUAUAUGAAAACAUUCUCAUUAUUCAUGUAUAUUACAGACAAGGUGCCUCCAUGUAGAGAUUGUUAUAUACAUGAACCUCAUCUAUAUAGUAGAACACAUCAAUAUAUGAACACAUUCUCAUUAUUCAUGUAUAUUACAGACAAGGUGCCUCCAUGUAGAGAUUGUUAUAUACAUGAACCUCAUCUAUAUAGCAGAACACAUCAAUAUAUGAACACAUUCUCAUUAUUCAUGUAUAUUACAGACAAGGUGUCUCCAUGUAGAGAUUGUUAUAUACAUGAACCUCAUCUCUAUAGCAGAACACAUCAAUAUAUGAACACAUUCUCAUUAUUCAUGUAUAUUACAGACAAGAUGCCUCCAUGUAGAGAUUGUUAUAUACAUGAACCUCAUCUAUAUAGCAGAACACAUCAAUAUAUGAACACAUUCUCAUUAUUCAUGUAUAUUACAGACAAGGUGUCUCCAUGUAAAGAUUGUUAUAUACAUGAACCUCAUCUAUAUAGUAGAACACAUCAAUAUAUGAACACAUUCUCAU
Molecule: messenger RNA, 953 nt
Organism: Owenia fusiformis
Lineage: Eukaryota; Metazoa; Annelida; Polychaeta; Sabellida; Oweniidae
Source: the annotation of a GenBank genome assembly